CUUCUGGCUCCGCUUCCUGGUCCCAGGGAUUGUAGGCGGGGCUUGCGUCUUCUCCCGUGACGGGGCAAUUUUGGCUUCUCUGGCUCUCCGUAGUGACGGUUGUUUGCAAGGUUUUUUUCCCUUUAAUUUCUGCAAAAUAGCAAUUUUUCCCUCCUGUGCUUUUUAGCAGCCGUUUUUCUCCAGAUGUCCCAGCAAGACCCGGCGGGCUCGAGCUCGGUGACCGUCAGUGAUGUGCAGCAGCUGCUGAAGAAGAAGGAUGAAAUCGAAGCCCAGAUUAAAGCUUACUAUGAAGUGCUGGAAGAUCAAAAAGGAGUCGGGAUGAACGAGCCGCUGGUGGACGUGGAAGGGUAUCCACGUGCCGACGUUGACAUCUACCAAGUCCGGACGGCAAGACACAACAUUGUCUGUUUGCAGAACGACCACAAGGCCUUGAUGAAGGAGGUGGAACAGGCCCUCCACCGGCUGCACGCCCGUGAUAAGGAGAAGCGCGAAAAAGACGAGGCGGAAGCUCGUGCUGAGGCCAGAAGCCAGAGUGAGGCCCCGCCUAUUCCUUUCGCCAGGGUGAACGCUGUCACCCCAGGUUCUCCAGCCAGCAUGUCGGGGUUGCAAGUGGACGAUGAGAUAGUAGAGUUUGGCUCUGUGAACACCCGCAACUUCCAGUCGCUCCAGAAUAUCGCCACGGUUGUGCAGCACAGCGAAGGGAGACCAUUAAGUGUGACUGUGCUCCGUGGAGGAGAAAGGAUGCACCUGGGUCUCACACCCAAACGCUGGACUGGCAAAGGACUUCUGGGUUGCAACAUAGUUCCUUUGCAAAGAUGAUUUCCAAGGGCAAAACCUGCAAGUUUGUUGGCAUUUCGUUCUUAACAUGACAACCACACAUCUUUACAAGGAAGCUGGAAUACUACGAAUGAAUCCUGAGGCGCUGGUGUAGAUGGCUGAGGAGGUUUUGACAGUUUUGCGCAGUUGUAAUUUGCCAGUUCGCAGGAUUAGCUUGCACUGGCCUUGCUUCUUUCACCCCGCAGGUGUAAAUAAAAUGCAAAACCCCCAGAUCUUGUGGUUUUAUGUUUGGCGACUUAUUCUACCACCUUGUUAUCCUUUUCUAUUUAUUUAGUAAGGCAAUGCUAGUCCUCAGUUUUUUUCCCUCUGCUUUCUUUUCCUUCAGUGUUAACAAUUGGAGGGGGGGGAGUUAAUUUUCAGAUCACUGAAGUGUGCCAGGUUGGUAUUGUAUUUUCUGUUUCCUCUGCGGCACGCUCAAUAAAAAUGUUAUGAUUUAAAA
Molecule: messenger RNA, 1276 nt
Organism: Heteronotia binoei (common prickly gecko)
Lineage: Eukaryota; Metazoa; Chordata; Lepidosauria; Squamata; Gekkonidae
Gene: PSMD9
Product: proteasome 26S subunit, non-ATPase 9
Exons: 6
Coding region: 184-819 (211 amino acids)
Biological process (GO): proteasome regulatory particle assembly
Cellular component (GO): nucleus; cytoplasm
Molecular function (GO): protein binding
Source: RefSeq, a predicted model, not a curated record